UUCUUUUUCCCCUUCCUUUUGGUAGAGGCAGCAUGGCGGCUGCAGGGCUUUGGAGGGCAGGAGCAGCUGUCCCCAAGCUCAGCAGCUACAGGGUUUGGGCAAGGAUGUCUUCCGCCCUUCCUCGGCAUCAUGAAGCCCUUCUUGCUCCAGCCGCAAGUCUGCAGGGAGCAUCCCCCAUUGAUAUGAAUGAAAAGUUGCUGACUGAGCCAUUGAAACAUGCCGAUUUCUUCAAUGUGCAAGAGCUCUUCUCUCUCGGGGACCUUUUCAAUGCCCGCGUCCACCUGGGCCACAAGAAGGGUUGCCGUCACAAAUUCAUGGAUCCAUAUAUCUUUGGCUGCCGCCUGGACCAAGACAUUAUUGACCUCGACCAGACCAUGGCGCACCUCCAAGCAGCCCUCAAUUUCACCGCCCAUGUGGCAUAUCGGAAAGGCAUCGUCCUUUUUGUCAGCCGCAACCGGCAGUUUUCCCAUCGGGUGGAGAUGAUGGCCAAGGAGUGCGGCGAGUAUGCCCACACGCGCUACUGGCAAGGGGGCUUGUUGACGAAUGCCCACAUCCAAUAUGGAGUCGGGAUCCGUCUCCCGGACCUCAUCGUCUUCCUUAGCACCCUCAACAACGUCUUCGAGCCACACCUAGCUGUCCGAGACGCCGCCAAGAUGAACAUCCCGACGGUGGGCAUUGUGGAUACCAACUGCAACCCUGCCCUGAUCUCGUAUCCGAUCCCGGGGAAUGACGACAGCCCCUCGGCCGUUGAUUUAUACCUACGGCUCUUCAAGAUGACCAUCAUGAGAGCCAAGGACAAGAGGAAACAAAUGGAGGUCUUAUAUGGACUGCAGAGCAAUCCGGCAAAUGGUUAAAAGGGACAUUGUGAAGUGUUUCCCUUGAAAUGACAAUCAUCAUCAGCUUGUCUCAGCUGGAGCUUGAAAAAAUAUUACUUCUUGUGGCCUCUAACUCCCCAAAUGGUCAAGCCGGGUGGGGGAUUCUGGGAGCUGCAGUCAAGUUAGUAGAGCAUGGUUUUUUUCCCCAAGACCAUGUAGCAUUGUGAGGAAGAAUGGAGAGGUUAAGAAAGCUAGUUGUGUCUUCUCUCGAAUGCUGCAAGCGCAGGAAAUCUAAACUUUUGUAACUCCACUUUUCAACCUCCUUACACACCUUCCAGUUUCACUACUUCUUUAUUUUGAUAUUUCACUCCUGCCCCAUUUCAUGCUUGGUGAAGUAUGCUUUGGGCAAUAAGGUGGCCAACUUCUCAGCUGACCUCUGUCGUUGUGCUUUUAAAUUCCAUGUUUUGGAGGCAGAAAGUUGAAGAUGGUGCUUUGGAGUGAUUUGGAGAUAAAUAUUAUUUUUAAAGCAUGGGUGAGAAUCCUGGUCUAAUCUGAGCUGCUGAAUUAAUGCAAUUUGACACUGCUUUAAAUGCCAUAGCUCAAUGCUAUGGAAUUCUAGGGUUUUUAGUUUUGUGAGCUAUUUAGCCUUCUCUCGCAGAGAGCUCUGCUGCUCCAGCAAACUACAAAUCCCAGUAAUGCAUAGCAUGGAGCCAUAUUCCAUAUUCCCAGUAUUCUAUAACAUGGAGUUAAAGUGGUGUCAAAUCUGCAUUAUUUCUGCAAUGCAGAUUAGAUAUAUGUGGCCUGAGGGGCUACCUAUGGUCCCCAGGGCAGUUUUUGUGGCCUACAGGCUACUCUCAGUCUGCAUCCACAUUACGGUAAUAAUCCGGUUUGACAUCACUUUAAUUGUCAUGGCUCAACGCUGCGGAAUUCUCAGAAUUGUAGUUUGUUGUGGCACCGGAGGUUUGCUUCCCAGAAUUGCAUAGCAUUGUGCCGUGGCAGGUAAAGUGGUGUCAGACCAGGUUAUUUCUGCAGUGUGGAUGCUGCCUCAGAUUGCCAAUGGCUUUAGAAACAAUAUGUUUUUGCUUCCCUAAUAUCUAAUAAAAAGCAAUUAAUCUCCACUGUAUUCAGCCUGGUCUGUCUCAGAGCUCUGCUGCCUCACCAAACUACAAAUCCCAGGAUUUUGCAGGACAGAUUCAUGGCAGUUAAAGUAGUGUCAAACUGCUUUAAUUCUGCAGUGUGGAUACAACCUUCAUUGAUGUUUUCUGCCUUCGUGUCAUUUCUGAUUUGGGGCUACCCUAUAGUGAGCCUUUCAUAGGCUUUUCUCGGAAAGACUGGUUCAGAAGAGGUUUGCCUGCAAACUACGUCUUCCAAAAAUACAUCCAUUAGAGAUCGACGCUUCUUUAAAGAUAUGCUAAGGGUAUGGCAAAGUAUGUUCUGGGCAGUAAACUGGUGUCAGACUGCAUUAUAUCUACCAUGUAGAUGCACCCUUAGCAAAGGGUUAAAGCAGUGGUCCCCAAACUUUGGUCCUCCAGAUGUUUUGGACUGUAGUUCCCAGAAUUCCUGACUGCUGGCCAAGCUGGGGAUUCUGGGAGCUGAAGUCCAAAACACCGGGAGGACCAAAGUUUGUUAAAGUCUUCUCAUAGACAUUCAAAAAGCUUUAAUUCGCUCAUAGGAAACAUAAAAAUCAGUUGAAAGUGGUGUCAAACUGCAUUAUUUCUCCAGUGUAGAUGCAUCAUGGGUGUGAUCUAUGGCUUUUUUUAAUACGUUUUUCGAAUCCAGCACCUUAAAAAUAUAAUUAAAAGUGUUGAAGAAAAAGAAGUUGUUGUUUUUAUUCCAUGUUUUAUUUCCAUAUAAUCGAGGGAAGGGUUAUUAAUUAUGGGCCUGAAAUGUUGAAUUUCUCACACUGGCUGCAUCCACACCAGAGAAAUAAUCCAGUUUGACACUGCUUUUAACUGACACUGCUCAGCGCUAUGGAAUUCUGGGGAAGUGUAGUUUAUUGUAACAUUAGAGCCCUUUCAUAGAGAAGGCUAAAUGUCUCCCACAAUUCCCAGAAUUUUAUAGCAUUGAGCAAGGGACAGUUAAAUGUGUCAAAGUGGGUUAUUUCCGCAGUGCAGAUGCUGCCAUUACAUCUCUAUAGACUACUCUUCUGUUUACAAAAGAAAGAAUUACAAAAUGGCUGCCCAGCCAACCAAUCAACCACGCGAGUCUCGGAAGUCCCCUGUAGAAAGCUUAGCAGUAUCACUCUUUCCUUUCUACUCUAUGUUUUCCGAACGAAGAGGAAGUGUGUGUAAGUGGGUUUUUUUUUAAGCGCUUACUGAACUCUCUUGACCUUCGGGGCUUCCCGUCGUAGCGCAGAAGGCCUCCUUUCAGCGGCAAGCCCCACCCACCGAGUCUAUAUAAGCUCGUGCCUGGGGCUGGCUCAGCCUUUUGGCGAGUGGAGGCGCAGGGAGAAGGAGAAAUGUGCAAUUACACGCCUCGCCCUUCCAGACCAAGAAGGUUCCCCCCUUGAACUGUGAAAAAGGAGACUGUACUAAAGUACAGGAAACAUGUAGCAGCCUGAACAAAUGUGGAAGCCCAGAGGAAGGAUCACAACAAUCUGUCGCAACAACUUGUGCACAAGAGGAGCUUGCUGAUGGAUUUUUAGCAGAUAUUUUAAUGCGUGUUGUUGAAGGCAUGACACGGGCAAGAUGAUCUGCAAUGAGCAAACAGGCGCAGCCACUGAAUUAUGAACGGUCUUCUGCAAUGAAACUGUGCUUGUGUUGCAUUUCUGAUGGUGUUUUAUGUCAUACCUUUGGACACUUUUAAGAUUAAUCUGAUGUUUAGAAAAAAAAGCUGCUUUUUGUUUUUGAACCUCCCAGAACACUGGUGACCAUGGCCAUUCAUAAAUUUUGGAAGAUACCCCCAUCCCCAAAAAACUGCAGUUUCCCAGCUCCAGAUGUGGAGUAACCUAACAACUGGUGUGCCUCAGUCAAUAAAGCCCCUUAUGAUGAUGAUGAUUUCCUUUUUAUAAAGUCUUCUCAUACCUGCCCAGUACUUGCUUCUCUCUGCAUUUUUUUCCUCUGUCAACUUGAAUUUUUGGAGGGCAGCAAUGCAUUAGGAGAGUGGUUGAAGUAGUCCUGGGGAAAACAUACCUUUAGUGUCAGGCUGCAGCAGUAUGCCUGCAGUAAACCAGGCAAAAAAUAGUGCCUAAACUGGAGGAAAAGCAGGAUUUUACUCUGUCUGAUCCUACCAUAGCCAGGUAAAUAGCACCUGCCACCACAAUUCUUUAUUGAGCAUGCUUGAACAGUAAAACAGGUGGGGAGAACAGGUAAGCUUUCCUCACCAGCUGCCUCCAGGAUGUUAAAGCAGCAUAGAUCUGUAAGGUUGGCCAACAGAAUGGGAAUCAUAAAAGCAGGGGCUAAUGAAAGCAAAAGUCACCCCAGAUGCAUUUUGGAAGAAACUAUCAAGCAGUCUCCAGAGUACCAUAAAUACAUUUUCAUUUACUUAUGCAAGGUUUUCCUGACUGGUGAUUUCAUUUCACAUGUGCGUAUUGUUAGUUUUGAAUAAAAACUCCUGAAACACA
This is a messenger RNA of Sceloporus undulatus (fence lizard), 4377 nucleotides long. It is a transcript of the gene MRPS2, whose product is annotated as mitochondrial ribosomal protein S2. NCBI's taxonomy places the organism in Eukaryota, Metazoa, Chordata, Lepidosauria, Squamata, Phrynosomatidae. The record is from RefSeq and is a predicted model, not a curated record. The transcript has 8 exons. Gene Ontology annotation, biological process: translation. Gene Ontology annotation, molecular function: structural constituent of ribosome. Gene Ontology annotation, cellular component: mitochondrial small ribosomal subunit; ribosome. Bases 33 to 854 code for a protein of 273 amino acids.